AUGAAGACCUCUUUGUUUGCCAUUUUUAUCUGCAUAUCACGCGUUCUUUCGAGAUAUGCUUAUGAUACAGGAUUUAGUGAUACUUUUGAUCCUAUUUCAAAAGAAACUUUCGAACUUGGUUAUUCUGAGGAAACUGAACCUACCUCGGAUUUUGAGUUUGUAAAUUCAUUGUCCGAGCUAGAUAAAAGUGCUAUCAAGGUACUUAAUAAGCUUCAAGUUGGAUUACAAGAUGGACGACAUGAUAAACAGCAUGAUUUGGUAUUACGAUCAUUUUUAUAUGGACUCAAACCUGGCUUUACUAAACAGGAAUGUAUGGAGUUAUCAAAAAAGUGCUGUUCUAUUCUUGAAACUAAAAAGAAAGAAAAUUCUUCUUUGAAUAGUUUAUACUCUUUGUGUCCACCCAACGAAUCUAUUUGCAAAGAAGAAACAGAUAAAUGUUGUGAUCUACAAGACUUUUGUAAAGAUAUUUUAACGGAUUCAUGUAAAACGGUGAAGAAAAAGUGUUUAGAAUUAAAUAAACCUGCUCCUACGGAAUUACCCGUUGAAGCAGAUUUUACUAAGACUCAUACUGUACUUACUGUAUCAACAGUAGUGGUAACAGAAACAGCACAGUAUACACAUACUUAUAUAAGAACAUUAAUAAAGACAAAAACAUGUUGUUUGGGUAGGCCUACAAAAACAACACUAGAAGAAUCAACACUUGAGCCAGAGACUACUGAAGAGCCUGAACCUACUGAAGAGCCAGAACCUACUGAAGAGCCUGAACCUACUGAAGAGCCUGAACCUGCUGAGCCAACAUCUGAUGAAGAAGUGUCUGAAAAGCCAGAGCCAGAGCCUACGCAUGAGGAGCCGAAUACCGAAGAUCAAGAUACUGAAUCUCUUUGUUCAAUUACAGAAACAGUGACGGUGACAUUCUCACCUGAAGGAUCUUUGACUCCAGCCGAAAAAGGUCACGGUGUUCGUGUAGAUGGAUUCCAGAAGGCAGGGUUGAUUUGUGCAAUUAUAGGGAUGAUAUUAGGAGUAUGGAUAAUUGUUUAA
Pneumocystis murina B123 is the source of this 1038-nucleotide messenger RNA. RefSeq lists its product as hypothetical. The transcript is spliced from 3 exons. The record is from RefSeq and is a predicted model, not a curated record. NCBI's taxonomy places the organism in Eukaryota, Fungi, Ascomycota, Pneumocystomycetes, Pneumocystales, Pneumocystaceae. Bases 1 to 1038 code for a protein of 345 amino acids.